AGUUUAGAUAUUUUAAAUUUUAAUCAAUUGGUUCAUUGAAAUAUUGAAUUGAGUUCAUUCUAUUUUUUCAAUUCUUGUUCAGUUUUAAUUGGUAAGUCAUAAGUAAUAACUCGUUUUUAACGAAAAUGUCAUAUGAUUUCAAGAAAGACGAAGAUGUUAAAGAAUAUAUUAAAAACUUAGGGAUUGAAUAUAGAUUUGGCUGUUUUAGUGAAAAGGAUCCUCAAAUAUGUCAGUUACUUGGUGAUUACUUAGAGACAAUAGAAAACAACCCAGAUAAGGCAGCCAAAAUAUAUAAGGAAAAUUGUGAUGAACGGAACUUUGGUCGCAGUUGCUAUAAGUAUGCUUCCUACAUGGAAAAAAAUAACUUGAAAAAUCUCAAACCAGUAAUUCCUGAGAUGAUAAGAUAUUUUCAAAAAGGUUGUGAGUACAAUUGGUCUGACGGAUGUUUUGCAGCUGGAAUGAAACUUCGUUAUCAUAGUGAUUCAAUAACUGAUGUUGAUAAAAGAACAAAAAGUUUACUUAAAAGUCUGCAAUACUUAGAAAAAGCAUGUAACAACAAGCAUUCAGAAGCAUGUUAUGUAGCCAGCAAUAUUCAUUUUGCUGGCAUUGAGGAAAUUGGAUUAGAACCUAAUAAGCCCAAAUUUUUAGAAUACUCAAUAAAAGCUUGUGAUCAAAAUGAAUUGAAAGGUUGUGUUAAUGCAUCUAUAGUUUACAAAAAAGGAGACGGUGUACCUAAAGAUAUGAAUCUUGCUCAGAAGUAUAAAGAAAGAGCAUUAGAUAUACAAAAGCAAAUCAAAGAAGAAAAAGGUAUCAAGUUUAGUUAAUGGUUUAACUUUGAUCGUUUCAUAAUUGUUAUUAGUUAUCAUUAAAACAAAAUUGACGAGUUUUAUAUUUGAAAUUAAUUAUUCUGAUUUUUAAUGUUGUUCAUUGGUUAUUGUUAUUCAUAUUAAUAAACAGUUGAUCUAUUUAUUCAACGUUAAGUUUUGGAGGAC
Diuraphis noxia (Russian wheat aphid) is the source of this 992-nucleotide messenger RNA. It is a transcript of the gene Coa7, whose product is annotated as Cytochrome c oxidase assembly factor 7. The record is from RefSeq and is a predicted model, not a curated record. Gene Ontology annotation, cellular component: mitochondrial intermembrane space. NCBI's taxonomy places the organism in Eukaryota, Metazoa, Arthropoda, Insecta, Hemiptera, Aphididae. Gene Ontology annotation, molecular function: protein binding.